GAGGGUAAUAUGGAGGCGCUUCCGGCAGGCCCCGGCGGCUGAAAGCUGGGGCAGAAGUGCUGGUCUCGGUCGGGAUUCUGGGCUCGGUCCCGCCGAGGCGGCGACUGCGGUAGGAGGCAGGAGGUUUUGGACGCGCUGGCCCCCCGCCGCUGUGCACUGCAGCAUUAUUUCAGUUCAAAAUGAACUAUAUGCCCGGCACCGCCAGCCUCAUCGAGGACAUUGACAGUGAGUUGUUCAUCUCCUCCGGGUGGACCCUGGGGUGAGACCCUUCCUCCCGGGCGAGCGCCUCUUCCGAAGAAGCUUGUAGAAUGAGUCCCGGGCGGGGCCGGUGUGUCCUGAGCUCAAUCCGGGCGUUCCGCGUCGAUGUCCUCCACAGCUGCGGUACACACCGCUUGCCCACCCAGUAGCCUGCUAGUUCUUCUGCCCCUCGCAGCAUCCGCCAGCCCUCUAGCUGAAAAGCACUUGGUUCUGCUCCGAGAUGGAAGGACACUUAUAGGCUUUUUAAGAAGCAUUGAUCAAUUUGCAAACUUAGUGCUACAUCAGACUGUGGAGCGUAUUCAUGUGGGCAAAAAAUACGGUGAUAUUCCUCGAGGGAUUUUUGUGGUCAGAGGAGAAAAUGUGGUCCUACUAGGAGAAAUAGACUUGGAAAAGGAGAGUGACACACCCCUCCAGCAAGUAUCCAUUGAAGAAAUUCUAGAAGAGCAAAGGGUGGAACAGCAGACCAAGCUGGAAGCAGAGAAGUUGAAAGUGCAGGCCCUGAAGGACCGAGGUCUUUCCAUUCCUCGAGCAGAUACUCUUGAUGAGUACUAAGUCUUUUGCCCAGAGGCUGUUGGCUCUUGAAGAGUAGGGGCUGUCACUGAGUGAAAGUGACAUCCUGGCCACCUCACACAUUUGAUCAGAGACUGUAGAGUUUUGAAAAGUCACUUUUAUUUUUAAUUAUUUUACAUAUGCAACAUGAAGAAAUCGUGUAGGUGGGUUUUUUUUUUUAAUAACAAAAUCAUUGUUUAAAGAAACAGUGGCAUAGACUUCUUCACACGUCACUGUGGCACCAGCAACUACUUCUUUAUAUUGUUCUUCGUAUCCCAAAUUAGAGUUUACAGGGACAGUGUUCAUUUACUUGUAAAUAAAAUAUGAAUCUCAAGUGUCA
This is a messenger RNA of Symphalangus syndactylus (siamang), 1147 nucleotides long. It is a transcript of the gene LSM1, whose product is annotated as LSM1 homolog, mRNA degradation associated. Gene Ontology annotation, molecular function: mRNA binding. Gene Ontology annotation, biological process: deadenylation-dependent decapping of nuclear-transcribed mRNA. The record is from RefSeq and is a predicted model, not a curated record. Gene Ontology annotation, cellular component: Lsm1-7-Pat1 complex; P-body. Lineage: Eukaryota; Metazoa; Chordata; Mammalia; Primates; Hylobatidae.